AUGGUGAAAUCGCGAGCUGUUCCACGAGCCCUUCAAGCUUCGAGUACAGCUCGGCUUGACCCGCCAUCCUUCAAGGCGCCCGGAAGUCUGACUGACCCAACAUUCAUCUGGUACAAAAAUGGACGUCCUUUAACCACAAAGACCAUCAAGAACAACCAGCUCCACCUGCAGACAGUCAGCAGUGAGGAUGCAGGCAGUUAUAGCUGUGCUGUAAGAGGAUAUCAACAUCUCCACUCUACUGCUCAUAACCUCAGAGUCAGAUACCAUACAAAGAGCGUCUCAGUGUCCAUCCAUCCUUCUGGUGAAAUAGUGCAGGGCAGUUCAGUGACUCUGACCUGCAGUAGUGAUGCAAACCCACCUGUGGAAUGUCAGUGGUUUAAAGAAACAUCAUUACUAGUGAAAGAAAAGAACUACACAAUUACCAAUGCCAGCUCUGUGGACAGUGGAGAAUACAAGUGCAAGUGCAUUAAUGAACAUGGAGAGAGAUACUCUGAAGCUCUAACUCUGGAUGUUUUGUAUCCAACAAAGAGCGUCUCUGUGUCCAUCAGCCCCUCUGGUGAAAUAUUGGAGGGCAGUUCAGUGACACUGACCUGCAGCAGUGAUGCAAACCCUCCUGCACAGAACUACACCUGGUUUAAAGAGAGUGGAACCUCACCUGUAGGAUCUGGACAGAAUUACAGCAUCUUCAACAUCACUGCUGACCACAAGGGGUGGUAUCACUGUGAAGCUUGGAAUAAGCUUGGAAGUCCAAAGGCAUCUGCAGCUUUAUUUUUACAUCCAGGUCGCAGUUACACAACAGUGUUUGUGAUUGUGGGACUAGCCUGUAUUGGAACUGUGAUCACUGUGUGCUUUGUCUAUCUGAUGAUCAGAUGGGCUAAACGAACAGUUCAGAAUGUUUCUCCUGCUGUUGAUGUUUAUACCGCACCUGAUUGUGGCUCCAUAUGCUGUGAUGAAGUUCAGACUCCACCCAUUGUAGUGUUGUACAGGCCCCACGAUGACAACAACACAGUUCUUAACACAUACGCUACCACUGAAGAGGCAUACGUAGCCCUUAGUGAUGCAGACUCAUCCUUUCAUGAAGCGUACCAAGCUCUCGAUGACACAUACCUGGUUCCUGAAUAUCUUGAGGAAUUGUAUGCUAAUGUUUCUCCUGCUGUUGAUGUUUAUACCGCACCUGAUUGUGGCUCCAUAUGCUGUGAUGAAGUUCAGACUCCACCCAUUGUAGUGUUGUACAGGCCCCACGAUGACAACAGCACAGUUCUUAACACAUACGCUACCACUGAAGAGGCAUACGUAGCCCUUAGUGAUGCAGACUCAUCCUUUCAUGAAGCGUACCAAGCUCUCGAUGACACAUACCUGGUUCCUGAAUAUCUUGAGGAAUUUGGUUGA
Colossoma macropomum (tambaqui) is the source of this 1389-nucleotide messenger RNA. Its product is annotated as B-cell receptor CD22-like. The transcript has 10 exons. Lineage: Eukaryota; Metazoa; Chordata; Actinopteri; Characiformes; Serrasalmidae. The record is from RefSeq and is a predicted model, not a curated record. Bases 1 to 1389 code for a protein of 462 amino acids.